Molecule: messenger RNA, 436 nt
Organism: Drosophila erecta
Lineage: Eukaryota; Metazoa; Arthropoda; Insecta; Diptera; Drosophilidae
Product: cecropin-B
Exons: 2
Coding region: 66-257 (63 amino acids)
Biological process (GO): defense response to Gram-negative bacterium; defense response to Gram-positive bacterium; antibacterial humoral response
Cellular component (GO): extracellular region
Source: RefSeq, a predicted model, not a curated record
CUCACAGUUCUCACUGCAACAGCUGAAGCUUCCUAUCAAUCCGGUAACAAGCCGACAAUCCCGUCAUGAACUUCAACAAGAUCUUCGUCUUCGUGGCCCUCAUCCUGGCCAUCAGCCUGGGAAAUUCGGAGGCUGGUUGGCUUAGGAAGCUGGGCAAGAAAAUCGAGCGCAUUGGCCAACACACCCGGGAUGCCACAAUUCAGGUCCUCGGAAUCGCCCAACAAGCCGCCAAUGUUGCAGCCACCGCUCGAGGUUGAAACCAAGCUCAAACCGCUCUUGGCCAGCUCAUUUCUCUAAUUUAUUACUAAUUCACUGCAAGUCAUUAGAAAAAUUAAGAUGCACAACGUUAAUAUUUAAUGCCGAUGUCAAAUUAUUACAAUCUAAUUAAGCGAACAUUAAUAAAAAGAAAAAAACAGAGUAAUUAAAUGGUGAUAAC